This is a messenger RNA of Desarmillaria tabescens, 1032 nucleotides long. RefSeq lists its product as uncharacterized. Lineage: Eukaryota; Fungi; Basidiomycota; Agaricomycetes; Agaricales; Physalacriaceae. The transcript has 4 exons. The coding region runs from base 1 to 1032 and encodes 343 amino acids. The record is from RefSeq and is a predicted model, not a curated record.
AUGAACCAGACCGAACUGACAAUCGAUUUCUCGAAACCAAAUCAUCGCUUGAACACAGACCGCUCCAAUGUCCCACUCGGGUGGAGCUGCGACUGGGCUAGAUUCGAUGGUAGCGAUUUUAUACUAGCACCCUGCAUCAACGGGCGCAUCAGACAAAAUGCUGUCUUGGAAAGAUGCUACAGCACCUAUGGCGAUAUCUUCUUCGUCAUGUACAAGGUCGGGUCGUAUAAGACCAUUCUUCGAUGCGGCGACGACACAAGACAAUACUACUUGUUCAACUUUGAUACAGACAAGCUUUACAAGUUCACGAAGAAAUAUCCGACGCUGGAGGCGUUUAUGGAACGGGCGACGCUUUGGAUCAAUGGGGACGCGCAGAUCUAUUCGGUGACCCCAUUUGCGGCUGCGGAAAUAAAGGCGGGGCGAGUUUCAGUUAGAGAGUUAGAACUUGCGUGGGAUCUCGAGGAGGAGGCGAUAGAGGGAGGGAACGUCAUUGCUUCGGUGAUCAAGCUAUCCCUGUCGUCUUCACGCGACCUCCGCAAGCUGUUCAGUGCGGCAAUGCAAGCAGCUAUUAUCCUUCUUGUACUUGCCCUGGGUGCUCAACUCCCGGGUGGUCGUUCAUGGCUGGCAAUGAUAUACGUCGAAGCAAACAUCUCCGGUGACGCUAAGGCAGCUGUCGUAGAAACUGCUUGGGGAUAUGAAGCCGUCUACGACACGAAACAGGAAGCAGCGUUAAGAGUGGUGGGGCUCAGCCGAUGCUCUAGUCGAGGAGCAUACGGGUGGGAAUCAGGCUUGGAAGAGGGUCGGGCAUAUGCCAAGACACACUACUUGAGAGAAAUGGGCGGGGGUGAUGUUCGGAAGAUGCGCGGGUUCGGAGACAGGCACGUACGUCAGCAUUUAAUCAAGGCGAAACAACUCGACACUCACGUUCGCCGCGAGGAAUACGGCCUAAUUAAGAGCUGUAUACCUGUCGGUGGUGGAGUUCCAAAGGGAUAUUGGAUGCAUCGUGGAAGGGGUGAUCUUCAUUUGCGAUGA